GAAGUGCAUCCUCGCUGUCCCCACUCUCCCUCGGCGAGCAGCCGGGGCGCACGGACCGACGGACUGACGGACUCGCGCGCCGCUCGCGCUGCUGGGGGGCGCUGGCACCGGGCGUCGACGGCCAGCUCCAGCCCUCCCAGCCCCGUCGCGCCCCGCCCCGUCCCGUCGGGGCCGAUGGCUCCUCCCGAGGCCCGCAACCCGGGGGGCGCAGGGUAGAGCCUCGCGGCCCGGCCACACAGCCCGGGGACUCCCGGGCCCUCCCGGAGCCCCGCGGAGUCCCCGCCGUCCGUCCGGCGGGCUCAGGGAGCGAGUGGGAGCGCCCUCCCCCCGCCGCCCCCUCCCCCGAGCGUCGAGACAAGAUGCUGCCCGGGCUCGGGCGCCUGCUGCAAGGUCCCGCCUCGGCCGGCCUCCUGCUGAUGCUCCUGGCCCUGCCCCCAGCGGCCCCCAGCUGCCCCAUGCUCUGCACCUGCUACUCGUCCCCGCCCACCGUGAGCUGCCAGGCCAACAACUUCUCCUCGGUGCCGCUGUCCCUGCCGCCCAGCACGCAGCGACUCUUCCUGCAGAACAACCUCAUCCGCACGCUGCGGCCCGGCACCUUCGGGCCCAGCCUGCUCACCCUGUGGCUCUUCUCCAACAACCUCUCCACCAUCUACCCGGGCACCUUCCGCCACCUGCAGGCCCUGGAGGAGCUGGACCUCGGUGACAACCGGCACCUGCGCUCUCUGGAGCCCGACACCUUCCAGGGCCUGGAGCGGCUGCAGUCGCUGCAUCUGUACCGCUGCCAGCUCAGCAGCCUGCCCGGCAACAUCUUCCGCGGCCUGGUCAGCCUGCAGUACCUCUACCUCCAGGAGAACAGCCUGCUCCACCUACAGGAUGACCUGUUCGCGGACCUGGCCAACCUGAGCCACCUCUUCCUGCACGGGAACCGCCUGCGGCUGCUCACGGAGCACGUGUUCCGCGGCCUGGGCAGCCUGGACCGGCUGCUGCUGCACGGGAACCGGCUGCAGGGCGUGCACCGCGCGGCCUUCCGCGGCCUCAGCCGCCUCACCAUCCUCUACCUGUUCAACAACAGCCUGGCCUCGCUGCCCGGCGAGGCGCUCGCCGACCUGCCCGCGCUCGAGUUCCUGCGACUCAACGCCAACCCCUGGGCGUGCGACUGCCGCGCGCGGCCGCUCUGGGCCUGGUUCCAGCGCGCGCGCGUGUCCAGCUCCGACGUGACCUGCGCCACCCCCCCGGAGCGCCAGGGCCGCGACCUGCGCGCCCUCCGCGACGCCGACUUCCAGGCCUGCCCGCCCGCCGCGCCCACGCGGCCCGGCAGCCGCGCCCGCGGCAACAGCUCGUCCAACCACCUGUACGGGGUGGCCGAGGCCGGGGCGCCCCCCGCCGACCCCUCCACCCUCUACCGAGACCUGCCCGCCGAAGACCCGCGGGGGCGCCAGGGCGGGGACGCGCCCACGGAGGACGACUACUGGGGGGGCUACGGGGGCGAGGACCAGCGGGGGGAGCAGACGUGCCCGGGCGCUGCCUGCCAGGCGCCCCCGGACUCCCGCGGCCCCGCGCUCUCGGCCGGGCUGCCCACCCCUCUGCUUUGCCUCCUGUUCCUGGCGCCCCACCACCUCUGACUGCGGUGCUGAGACUGAAGAGGCCAUCGUCACCCCCAGCCCCCCCCCCC
Molecule: messenger RNA, 1672 nt
Organism: Felis catus (domestic cat)
Lineage: Eukaryota; Metazoa; Chordata; Mammalia; Carnivora; Felidae
Gene: RTN4RL2
Product: reticulon 4 receptor like 2
Exons: 3
Coding region: 360-1622 (420 amino acids)
Cellular component (GO): plasma membrane
Molecular function (GO): protein binding
Source: RefSeq, a predicted model, not a curated record